AUGAAUUUGAAAAAUGUGAAAAUAUUUUUGCAUUUUCUAAUUUCAUUAACAAUGUGUCAAUAUAUUCAAAGUCAGUCCCAUGCAUGCACACAUACACCUGACUAUAAUUUCGUGAAAGGCCUGAGUAAUUAUGAUAAAAUAGCGGGCGGACUAUAUGCAAGACUCGGAGAUUUUCCGUACAUGGCACUGGUGCAACAAAUCCUAGGUAACGGAAACAUCGGACAAUGCGGAGGCACAAUCUUAUCAAAAAGAUGGGUUCUCACGGCCGCUCAUUGUGCGGAAAACUACCCAAAAAGAUUUUUGGUAACUUUCGGUAUCAUUAACAUCCCGUAUGGGAUAAGCUACGAUUCUUAUCGAGGUUCCGGUGUGUCCAUGAUGGCGACUCAAGCGUUGGUACAUCCAUAUUACAGCCAGGGCUUCAACGACAUUGCUCUAAUUUAUAUACCGCAUGAUAUUCCGUUCUCUAGAAAUAUUCAACCGAUAAACCUUCCUUAUGAAGAAAAUUUUGACGAUAAAUCUGCUUUGGUGAUCGGUUGGGGAAAAUAUUACACGAAUAGCAAAGCUUCGACAAGACUUCAGUACGCCGCACUGCCGAUUAUUAAAAAUACUGUAUGUAGGCAAUUCUGGGUCCAAGUCACUGAGAAAGAGAUUUGCACGGCACCAGGGUUAGGACGAGACGCUUGUCAGGGCGACAGCGGUGGCCCACUCGUUAUAGUGGAAAAUGGCAUGCAUACUCAAAUCGGUAUUGUGAGUUACGGAGACGCAGAUUGCCCUAGCAAUCAACCCGGCGUUUUCACUAGGGUUUCGUCGUACAUAAGCUGGAUUGACGAAAUUAUAAUGGGAUCGUUUAAUACAGACUAUACUUUUUGA
This is a messenger RNA of Trachymyrmex cornetzi, 870 nucleotides long. Its product is annotated as venom protease. Gene Ontology annotation, biological process: proteolysis. The record is from RefSeq and is a predicted model, not a curated record. NCBI's taxonomy places the organism in Eukaryota, Metazoa, Arthropoda, Insecta, Hymenoptera, Formicidae. Gene Ontology annotation, molecular function: serine-type endopeptidase activity. The transcript is spliced from 4 exons. Bases 1 to 870 code for a protein of 289 amino acids.